AUGAGGCGGGGCUGCUGCGUCGCCCUGCUGCUGGUCCUCCUUGCGUUCCAGCCGCAGAGCUGGGCGCGCCGGGGGCGGCUGCGCAGACACCUCGUGUGGCCAGACGCCGGCCCAGUGCUGGAGCUGAUCCUCGGUUUGGCCCUGCCGGCCAACGUGCAGGGCCAGGACUACACGGUGGGCGCGACCAUGAAGAUCGACUACGACCUGCCCAGCAAUGCGACACAGCUGUUCGGUCAGGCGGCGGAGCGGGCCCUGGGCAGGCUCACACGGUGGCAGCUGUACGCCACCGCCGAGGCUGCACUGUCCAGCAUGGGAGUGGACGGACGAGCGUGUGUGCUGCGCGCCAUAUGUGAGGCCGCCGAGACGCCACUGCGCCAGGACUCGCUGCUCGCCGAGCUCAGCCACCUGCUGCUCACGUGA
Messenger RNA from Schistocerca nitens (vagrant locust), 420 nucleotides. RefSeq lists its product as uncharacterized. The coding region runs from base 1 to 420 and encodes 139 amino acids. The record is from RefSeq and is a predicted model, not a curated record. The transcript is spliced from 3 exons. NCBI's taxonomy places the organism in Eukaryota, Metazoa, Arthropoda, Insecta, Orthoptera, Acrididae.